CUCGCUAGCCCCCGUCCAAAGUGCAAGGCGCAGGGUACGAAGUACACCACACCAGAGGGCAGGGCCCACGGGCGAAGGAAGGUACCCCAAGUUAAGCAUCUCCCAAUCCCACACAACGCCCAGCACCCGGACAGGUCCAGUACGCAGUAGGGGACUGCUGGUGCCAGUUGCUGCUGAACACUGGUGGAGGGAAAACAAAGCCUCACCUCACCUCACCUCAACCUCCACACCCAAUCCCAACUCCCUCCACGUCCUCGCCCUUUUUUAUGCCCACGAUCGACGCCGGUCUCUUGUGCCUGCUUCUCCCCCCUCUCAACCCUCCUCUCGGAGUUGCCCAAUUGCGACGCAAAUUGAGCAGUUCCUUCUCGACAAGGACUAUAUCUGGGGGAGACUUUCGUUUCUCUCCCCUUUUUGCCGGGCCUAUUCAGCCCUCUUCGCAGACCCUCUCGACCAGGUGAGACACUUAGCCAUCAUCCUCCUUCCCAAUCUUCGCAUCGUCCUUCAGCCCUACACCUUGGACAUAGCAACACCACCUUCUCUCUUUCUUCCUUUGCGCUGCCUUUUCCCACUGCAUCGCACCUCCCCUUGUUCCCUCUUCGCUGCUUUGAUCGUCGUCGCCAACCACACGUCAAGCUGCGACUUGAAGCUAUCUGUCCUUCACACUGCUUCUCUCCCCCGCCGUUGACCCUAGGAAGCUAAUCGUGGCCGAUAUUGUCGUUACUGCAGGUGAAUCUGCUCAGAACUGUCGGGCCCGCUGCGGCCUCACUGUCUGAACAUCUCGACAAUCAAGGGUCAACGACGACUGCUCGAUUCUCGAACCCAACGAACCGAUAUAUCCUCCGAUUCCCGUCGCAAGGUGCGUAGUACCACUGAUUCACAGACUCUUUACCUCGCACUCAGCGGAGUGACCUCCGAUCAUCAGCGUACCGUCUGAAGUCGAUUUGUUUCUUCAUUUUCGAUUGCGUCUCGAAAUUCCGACCCGAACCACUCUGCUCUGAUGCACAAAAAUAAUAACCAAAGCGUUGGCUGACUUCUUCCUCGUAGGGGACUGGAGGUUAUUGGUAGCCAAGGUGGCACUGCUGUCGAAAGAACCCUACCUGUACUACCUCGACAGCCCACGGCUGCAAGAUGGUCGCCCCUAAGAAACCUCAGAGCGAGAUCAACAACGGAAACAAGUCCAACAAUAUGUCCUACAAUAAGAGGGAUUCGGCCAUGGGUGGUAAGGCUGACGGCAAGGGCCAAAACGGCGCUCGAUCUGGGUUCAGAACCGAUACCGCUAUCUCCAACAAUAGACCCGGCACCGAGCGAACCCUCCAGCCAUGGGUCCCCGACUCCAACGAUGGCAUCGAUGGCAGCUUGGAGAAGCCAUCUGGCAGUGGAGGAGCUUGGGACCAAUUCGCCGAAAAUGAGCGGCUCUUCGGCCUCAAGACCGACUACGAUGAGAACAUCUACACAACCACCAUUGACAAAAGUCACCCACAGUACCGUGAUCGCAUGGCUGCUGCCGAGCGCAAGGCUCGCGAGAUCGAGCGAAGCUUGGCCACCACGGCGCACGUUGCGGAGGAGCGUGUCAUGGAUUAUGUCACUGGCGGUGGUGACGACAAGGGUGGGGAUGAGGAAGACAAAUACAGCGGAGUCCGCCGUCAGGACUUCCCUCCUCUGUCGAGCCGCGAAAACAAGUACACGCCUCCUGCCAAGCGAGCACCCGCUUCGAAUGCGACUGUCGUUGGCGCCCCGAUUGACCCCGCGAUCAUCUCGUCGCAACUGAGAGCCCCCGCAAAGAAGCAGACCACAGUGAAGCCCGAAGAUGCCAAGCUUUUAAGCCAGCUCGUCAACAAGGGCAGUGUUACCCAAGGUACCGAGGCGGCGAAAGCCGCUGAUCCCAAGCCUGCUGCCCCCGCUACGAAGACUGCCCCGAAGCAGGAGCCGACUAAGCCGGCCGAGACGAAGCCUGCAGAGACGAAGCAGACCGUCGCCGCAAAGCCCGGCGACGCCAAGGCUGCUGAGAAGUCGGCUACUCAAGCUCGUCCCUCUGCAACUGCAAGCCGAACGAUCUCUCCUCAGGUCAAAGAAGGCGCCCCCGGAGCUCCGAGUGCUACUGCCACCGUCGAAGAAGACGUCUUGAAGUCGUUCAGAACGUUUGCCAGUCAGCAGCGGCAGAAUGCUGAAAAAGUUCGGAGCAGCAAGGCCAAGGCCGACAAGGAAGUCAAGUUGACUGAACUGAAGAAAUUCGCCGAUACCUUCAAGCUGUCAACUCCAGUUCCUACUGACCUGAUUUCCAUUAUCGCCAAGGACCCCGAUAAACAGAAGGAAAUCCAGGCAAAGGCUCUCCAGAACGCGGAAGAUGUUGCUCGUACCAAGACGACACCUACUCUCAAGGGCAAGGACGCUUCAUCAAAGGAGGGUGCAACAAAGCCACCUGCUGAUGCCCCGGCUGCUCAAGCCGCCGUUGAUACAAGGAAUGCUACUCGUCCGGCGCCAGCUAAUACUAUUUCUCCCUCCAAUGUGCCCAACCGUCAUCCCAACGCUCGCCAGUCUUACGCCAGCCCCCAGUACCACGCCCAAACGUACAGGAACGAAAGAUCUGGCCAACACAUGGCGCAACAGAACCGUCAGCCCUUGGCCCAGCGCCUGCGCCACGUGGAGCAGCAGAAGAUGUCGGCGCCUCCCAACCAGCACCCUGGUGGCCCUGACAUGCGGAUGCCGCCAACCGGCCCUGCGAACAACACUGAGGCUUUCCGGCGUGCAGGCGGUGUCCCGAAUCACCUUGGCGGGAAGUUAAACCCCAACAGCCACGAGUUCAGACCGAACCCCUUUGCGACGUCCUUCAACCCGAACGGACACCCCAGCGCGGGUUCCAGUCCUCGCUCUGCUGCUGCCAACAACGCCCCAGAGACAGCAUCGACCCCGGCGUCAGCUGGACAGUUGAUUCGUCGGAAGACGAAGGCAGUUGAUGUGAAGAAGUGUUACAUCCUGGCACACGUCAAGACAUUCACGCCACCCCAGGGUCGGAACUGGGACGACAACGACGGUCUGAGACCCUCAUACGACACCCCGCCUACCUGGAGACAGCCUUCGGACAACGAGAAGUCGGAUUCCACGAUGAAUAUGACUUCCAAGGAGUUCUUGGAGCGGCAAUCAUUCGCUGUGUCGUCAAUUGCCACACCGAACCACACUCACGUUGUGCCCAGCGUGGCUCACCAGCAUCAACUUCCCUUUCAUCUGCAGCAACCUGCGCACGGUAUGGGCCCGCGUCAGUCACCACACAUGCCACCCAUGCCUAUACAGAACCAACAUGGACAUGUACCCCAUACACCAUACCAGAAUAUGGAUGACCACCGGAUGAUGCAUUCCAACUCGGCCCAGUCCUUCGCUUCGCCGCGUAUGGCACAGGUCCCCAUCACUUACAACACGCCAGCCAUGACCUCGGCGGGUCAGGUGCCCUACAACCAGCCUAUGAUGCAGCCCUACGGUGGACCGGCUACACCUCAGAUGGGUGGUUACCGGAACUUCUCCCAAAAUCAUCAAUACGUGCCGCAGCAGCCUGGUGGUCCCAUGGGAGCACCUAUGAUGCCUCAAUUCAUCAACCCCCAGGGCAUGGUGCCGGCACCCGGCCAAAUGCCAAUGUAUGCUGGCAACCACCAGUUCAUGCCUCCAAAUGGCGCGCCGCCUCAGCCGAUUCCGGGAGCCAACGGCUAUCCCAGUCCGGGACGCCCGUCAGCGCCGAUGAUGGUUCAUCAAGGCUCGCAGCAGGGUCAACCAGUGUAUGGCAUGAGCCCCAAUGUGCAGUACCAGCAGCCUGCGUACACUCCGCAGCAACCCGGCGGUCAGGUUGGCAAUGUGCGUGGGUACAAUAGUCCCGGACCUCAACACUUUGGAACGAGUCCCUCUCAGAUGCAUCAAUACGGUGCACAGCACCGCAGUGGAAGCAACAACUAUGGAGGCAAACCGUACAACAACCAUGGGCAGCACCAGGGUCCUCAACAGGUUCCCUCAGCACCUGCGAACGGUCCUGGACACGCUCCUGGAGCUACCGAAGAAGCCAAAUGAGAGCUCGACGAAACCACCGAGGCAUACCGAUAACGCCAUGGAAAAUUAUUCCAACACAUCUCAGUAUCUAGGCCCCUUUAGCGUUGAUGAAUAACCACUUGAUCCGCGAAGCUUGGGAUGGAUGCUGCCAACUUGGAUGUGCCAGCAAAUACAUAAAGCAGUCCAUGGAAACCUCUGGAGCGGCUGUCGAGGAGAUAUCUCCGAGGGGGCUAGCAUUCGGGGGAAAUCAGUCACCGAGCUGGAGGGCAGGGUCGGACUUGCUGUAUGUAGCGUUUGCUGAACUGGAAAGUCACGUAUAGGUCAGCUUGUGGUUGGAGAAGACAGUCCCAAGGGUUCAGAUGACGCAUGCCUGAAUGAGCGGGACUGUCAUGCUUCACAAGCGGAUCACGGCAGAGGGUCAAGGGGGAUGUGAGGACGUCAGUCAUGAUCCAAACGCAUAUGUGAAGGCCGGGUGUGUCGCGGUAGCUAGGUAGAGCUAGUGACGAGAAAGAAAAGCAUAGGAGUUGAACAGUGUAGGCC
Messenger RNA from Colletotrichum scovillei, 4569 nucleotides. RefSeq names its product LsmAD domain-containing protein. The coding region runs from base 1129 to 4050 and encodes 973 amino acids. Gene Ontology annotation, molecular function: RNA binding. Gene Ontology annotation, cellular component: cytoplasmic stress granule. NCBI's taxonomy places the organism in Eukaryota, Fungi, Ascomycota, Sordariomycetes, Glomerellales, Glomerellaceae. Gene Ontology annotation, biological process: cytoplasmic stress granule assembly. The record is from RefSeq and is a predicted model, not a curated record. The transcript has 4 exons.